UUCAGGCUAGUGCUUCACUGCACAGCCCCUCUCUCCCGUGAACAUAAUGGGCUUCGGCUGUGGGUUUGCUGGCAGCAAGGUGAAGUGAGUCAUUUCUGUUUGACAGAAAAAAAGAAAGAGAGAAGUUGGCGAACGGUUCGGCGCAGAGUCACGACUGCUGAAAGGGGGAGAAAGAGAGAAAAACAAAAAGUUUUCAUUGGAAACUGUUGUAGUUUCCUGGAUCGAGGAUGGAGCCAACUUGGCGUAAUGUAAUGAUGCUGCUGGCCAGCGCCUUCCUGUUUCAGGGCAUGCUCGCUUCUGGACUUCUUAUGGAGCCUGGAGAUAUCGUGGUGACAAGCAUAACCAAUGUUUCCAUCUCUCUGGCCUGGGAGAGACCUGCAGGAAUGAAUAGCACCCAGUAUAAUUUCAGCAUUACCUACAAUUCUUCUGAUACACAUGAAACCAAAAUAGAAGUGUCAAACUUCACCACAAUAACUGGCUUACUUCCUGGAACCAAUUACACCAUCAGUGUAGCUACUAUUAACGAUACUGGCGCAAAGAGUGCUCCUGUGGUUACAAGUGUGUUUACUAAGCCAAAGGCCAUGACCAAUGUAACCCUUGUGAAUAGCAACACCACUUCAAUUGCUCCGAGAUGGGACAGUCAUUCAGACGAUGAUGCUGGGUACGUGUCAGUGGAGCCAACUGGAGAUCCAUCUUCAAGUAGCACUGUUACUGAUGGGUCUAUAACAGUGGUGGAUCUGAGCCCUGGGACCAAUCACACAUUCAACACGAGUGCACUUACAGCAGAUUGGUCAACAUCACUUCCAGUAACGGAUUCUUUCCCAACAGAACCAAAGGCCAUGACCAAUGUAACCCUUGUGAAUAGCAACACCACUUCAAUUACUCCGAGAUGGGACAGUCAUUCAGACUAUGAUGCUGGAUAUGUGUCAGUGGAGCCGACUGGAGAUCCAUCUUCAAGUAGCACUGUUACUGAUGGGUCUAUAACUGUGGUGGAUCUGAGCCCUGGGACCAAUCACACAUUGAACACGAGUGCACUUACAGCAGAUGGGGCAACAUUAUUUCCAGUAACAGAUUCUUUUACAACAGAACCAAAGGACGUGGCCAAUGUAACUCUUGUGAAUAGCAACACCAUUUCAAUUACUCCAAGAUGGGAGAGUCAUUCAGACUAUGAUGCUGGGUACAUGUCGGUGGAGCCGACUGGAGAUCAAUCUUCAAAUAGCACUGUUACUGAUGCGUCUAUAACUGUGGUGGAUCUGAGCCCUGGGACCAAUCACACAAUCAACACGAGUGCACUUACAGCAGAUUGGACAACAUCAUUUCCAGUAACAGGUUCUUUCCCAACAGAGCCCAAUCCAGUACUGAAUGUUACAGUGGUGGACGCUGGCACCAACUUUGUAACCCUGAUUUGGAUGCUACCAUCAGAUCAUAAAGAAGGGUAUGAGUACAUGGUGCUGACCAGGGGAAACCCAGCCCCUUCUGGUGAGAAUGAAAACAUAACUGUGAAAAGUGCGAAUGCUACUAUCAAAGGACUGACAUCUGGAACCAAGUAUAAUUUUACUGUGAUAACACUGGCAGCAGAUGGGACUCAGUCAACUGAGGUGAUGGAAUCUAACUACACAAGACCUGUCCAGAUACCACAGGGGAAUAUUACGGUUGAAAACAAUGACACGACAGACACUUUAAUUGUUUCCUGGGUUUCUCCUUCUGGCAAUGUGGAGAAAUUCUUUGUCGUUCUUCUGAAUAGCUCAAACAUUGAACUUCAAACCAUCAGCAAAGAUACCGUAAUGCCUGUAGAAUUCCACGAUCUUCAACCUGGGCGAGAGUACAACAUCAUUGUGAUUACAAGCAGUGGACCUUUCAAUGUUGCUUCUGACAGUAAGCUUGGUAUAACAGUUCCCAGUAGUCCUGGAAGUAUCACUGUGACCAACUUCAGCACCAGUUUCAUCUCACUAAACUGGGGAGCACCUGCAAACAUGGAUGUCGGACAUCAUACUUUCAAUGUCACCUACGACAACGGUUCCAAUGCUGAGACAAUAACAACAAAUACAAACUUCAUCACAAUUUCAAAUCUCACUUCUGGAACUAAGUAUGUAAUUUCUGUGGUGACUGUUGGACCUGGUAAUUUGCCAAGUGGACCUGUGACAAUAACUCAAUACACAAUUCCUAGUAGUCCUGGAAGUAUCACUGUGACCAACUUCAGCACCAGUUUCAUCUCACUAAACUGGGGAGCACCUGCAAACAUGGAUGUCGGACAUCAUACUUUCAAUGUCACCUACGACAACGGUUCCAAUGCUGAGACAAUAACAACAAAUACAAACUUCAUCACAAUUUCAAAUCUCACUUCUGGAACUAAGUAUGUAAUUUCUGUGGUGACUGUUGGACCUGGUAAUUUGCCAAGUGGACCUGUGACAAUAACGCAAUACACAAAACCAAACCCAGUGAGGAAUGUACAGAUUGCCCAUGUUACCACAAACUCCAUAACUUUUAAUUGGACCCAACCAUUAGAAUACAGAAAUGAGUACUCAUAUCAGGUAGAGACUAAGGAAAGUGGCACAUCUUCUGGCAACAUUAGAAACGAAAUUGUAACAAGUGAACAAAUUACUGUUGAAGAUUUGAUCCCCGGAACUAACUAUACCUUCAGCAUUAGCACCCUGGCAGCAGAUAACACAUCAGCUGAUGCUGCGAUGGCAUCGAGCUACACAAGACCUAUCCAGAUACCAACCAAGAACAUCACCGUGGAUAAUAAUGGCACAACAGAUAAGUUGAUCAUCUCCUGGGCUGCCCCUCCUGGCAAUGUGGAGAAAUUCUUUGUACGUGUUCAAGAAACAGGAAGUAGAGAGCAAGAACAAGUCCAAAGCACAGACUCCACAUUGUCUCUAACAUUCACCAGCCUUCAACCUGGGAGAGAGUACAGUGUCACUGUGGUAACUAACAGUGGACCUUUCAAUGAAACCUCUGAAAUUGUGCAAGGUGUAACAGUUCCCAGCAUUCCUGGAGCUAUCAGUGUGACUGACUUUAACACAACUUCCAUCUCAAUAAACUGGGGACUACCUGCAGACAUGGUUCCUGGAAGCUUUAGCUUCAUUAUCACCUACCACGAUGGUUCUGUUCCCAAAUCGGUUGAGGAAAAUGUAUCAUUCACCACAAUCACAAAUCUUACUUCAGGAACUAAUUAUACCAUCUCCGUGGCCACCAUUGGACCUGAACAAUUGCAGAGUGACUUUGUGUCAAUAUCUCACUUCACCAAGCCAAAUCCUGUAAAUGGCCUACAAAUCGUGCAGUUUGACACAACCAGCAUAAUCCUGAGUUGGGCAAGACCAGAGCAGUAUAAAGCUGAGUACCGAUACAAGAUAUUGACAACUAGAAACACACCACCCACGUUUGAUCAUGGAAAUCAAACUGUGCCAAACGAAAAUGUUACAGUGGCAGGACUGAUACCUGGUACCAAAUACACAUUUUCGGUUAUCACCCUGGCAGAGGAUGGCACUGAAGCAGAUCCAGUUUUGAUUGUCAAUUAUACAGAACCUCUGAAAAUACCAGGGGGAAACAUCACGCUGAACCAUGAGAACACAAUUGACUCACUGAGAAUUUCCUGGAUCCUCCCACCUGGAGGUGUUGAGAACUUCACUGUUGACAUUGAAGAUUGUGCAAAUCCAUCAGCAUUCAGGAACAGCACCACAGUGACAUCAUCAACAAAUACUGUUGUAUUCAACAACCUGCUCCCUGGGAGAUUGUAUUGUGUAAACUUGACAACAAUAAGUGGGCCCCAUCGCAUAACUUCAGAUUUUGUAAAAGGAGCCACAAUUCCCUCACCACCUGGACCCAUAGAAGUGACUAGCUUCACUAAUUCCACAAUUGACUUUGCCUGGGGAAGGCCUGAGAAUAUGGAUAUUGGAACUUACAGUUUUAUUGUCACCUACCAGAUAGCUCAAACAGCAAAUACCAUAUCUAAUUCUACAGAAGAUAACAAAUCCAGCAUUGACAACCUGGAGUCUGGAACCAACUACACCAUUAUUAUUGCAACUAUAAUCCCUCAAAAUUUGAAUAGUGCCUUUGUAACACGCUCCCACUUUACAAAACCAAACCCUAUCAGAAAUCUCAAAGUCGUCAGUAAGAACACUGUAUCUAUAAAUUUGUCUUGGGAUGAGCCACUUGGGCACAGGAGUGAGUACAGGUACAGAGUGCGAAUAAAAGACAGUCUACCUCCCAUUAGGGAGAUCAAUACCACGUCGUCUGUGAUCAGUGACUUGACAUCAGGAGCUAAUUUCGUGUUCACCAUCUCCACUGUGGCGGCAGAUGACACUGAAUCAGACGCUGUCACCUUAAACCAGUGCACGGAUGCUGCUGCAGUUAAUCCUUCUUCACUGAAGUGCACAGGAAUAGAUCUCCAGCCUGUCCUUAAAUUGGAGUGGGCAUGUCCAGAUGGAGAGAACACAGGCUUUUCUAUCAACGCAACAAACUUCAGCACUCAGCUAACUUCUACAGCUCUGGCAUGUACCUCAGGAAUGCAAGAAUACACGCUGAAUGGUGUUGUGUUCUUCACACGCUAUUCCGUGAAUGUCACCACUUUGUCAUGUGGUAGUCCGAGUACGUCAACCCAUGUAGAGUGCAGGUCUGGCAUUACACACCCUCCUCAACCUGCUGGUAAAUUACAAGUGCCAAGUCCUGAAGUUACACACAAAACAAUUACGUUUGAGAUUAAAGAAGGUGUAUUUAAUUCUGACAAUGGUCCAAUUAAAGCAAUUGCUGUAAUUGUUACGAAAGAAGAAAGCGAAGGAAGGCCCAGUGCAGCAGCUCUUGAAACAGCCUAUGAUUCUGUUGUUUCGACUUAUGUAGCCCAAGUUAUUGAUCUUAAUGAUGCAGCUCGGCGGAAAACCAGGGCACCAGCUCUGGCUACUCCCAUCACUGUCAAUGUAGGCAACAAUGAUAAAAGUCACGGAUAUGUUAAUCAAGAAUUGACUCCUUUAACUGCAUACCGACUCAGCUUGGUUGGAUUUACAAAAAUAACGUUUGGUGCAGACGAUAAAAUCAUCUCAAACUUAUCCUUCUAUUCGACAUAUGAGUAUUCGGAGAAGAUUUUCUUGAAACAAAAUCCAGAUGUUAUUAUUGGAGCUGUGGUUGGAACUAUCCUAGGGGCGGCAGUCAUAAUCCUCUUGGUUGUGCUACUCUUCUGGUGGAAGAGACGAACCAAGUCCAACAAUGGGAAUUUAACCCAGCUUCCAAUCUCAAAUAUCAGGGAAGCAAGACGUGCCAUCAAUGUGGAAUACUUUGAAGGAUAUUUCAGUAAGCAGCAUGCUGACUCUGACUGUGGAUUUGCUGAGGAGUAUGAGGAACUGAAGACAAUUGGAAUCUCGCAGUCAACACAAGCUGCGCACCAACCCCUGAACAAACCGAAGAAUCGUUACAAUAAUGUCUUGCCCUAUGAUGCAAGUCGAGUUAAACUCUCUGUCACUGCAGACCCAUCCAGUGAUUACAUCAAUGCUAAUUUCAUGCCGGGCUAUAAUUCAAAGAAAGAGUUCAUUGCUGCACAGGGACCACUAAUGAAUACAGUCAGCGAUUUCUGGCGAAUGAUUUGGGAACAUUACGUGCCAGCCGUUGUCAUGCUUACCAAAUGUGUGGAGCAAGGGAGAGCAAAAUGUGAGCAGUAUUGGCCAACUGAACGCCCUCUCAUCUUUGAAGACAAAAUUGUCACUUUGACAUCGGAAAUAGUUCUCCAAGAUUGGACCAUCAGGGAUUUCACAAUAGUAAAGGAUAAAUCUGGAGAGAAACGGGCCCUGCGGCACUUUCACUUCACAGGGUGGCCUGACCAUGGCGUUCCGAGCACCACAGGAGUCCUUAUUGAGUUCCGGAACCUAGUGCGGCAGUACAUUAAUCAGUACCCAAUGAGUGGACCCACUGUAGUACACUGCAGUGCUGGAGUUGGCCGGACAGGAACAUUCAUCUCGAUCGAUCGUAUGAUUUACCAGAUAGACAAUAAAAGACAGGUUGACAUCUGGGGUAUAGUUUAUGAGCUGCGAAUGAACCGGCCGCUGAUGGUGCAAACUGAGUCGCAGUAUGUCUUCUUGAACCAGUGUGCCAUGGAGUACAUCAAAGCAAGCAAACAGAAAUCUGAUGAUAUAAUCUACCAAAACACACCCGCCCUCAUCUACGAGAAUGCCUCUGCUAUUCGUGCAGCUCACGCAGCCAAUGGCCAUGCACUUUAAUGGGAACAGUCUCGGAGCUGCCUUUUUAAAUUCAACUGCACGUUUCAUUAAUUUUAUUUUGUAAAUUAGAAUGUUUAUUUUUUAAGAGGAAUAUGUGUUCAUACGGUAAGACAUGUUUAAAAUGUAUGCCUUUUUAAUGCUGAUUUGCUAUCUUUUUCAAAUAAUACCUGGGGAAAACCCAGGAAAUUGUAGGCAAUCUUUGCCAAGCUUUCCACAACUUGAAGGAACACUUUAAGAGUUUCAAGCGUAAUUCAUUGCAUUUUUAACAGCACUUUUCAUGAAUGUUGUACAGAUGUGGGUCUUCUCUGUAAUUUCACUUUUUCAUCUGCAAGCUAAACUCUUCUAGAUAGCACUGGUUAGUGUAUGAAAUAGAGGCUGCCUUUCAUGGGAGCGUGUCAGAAAUAUUCAACUUUCCUGCCUUUCUGGCGAUUCUGUGAACCUAAUCAUUCAUCCAAGCCAUUGAAGCACAAUGUCUCCAGGCUUCCACCGCAGAAAUGCAAAAACCUUAAAAAUAUCACUGGAAUCUGGCACAAACUGUGUAUGUUGUUUCCUAAUGUGGACCUUCCAUAAGUGCUUUCAUGAAAUCUGAUAACAUUGCAGCCACUUUUCACAAGUGUUGCUUUGUCCAAAUCAACCCAAUCAAAAAGGAACCCGUUCUCUCGUGUAUCAGAAUAUCAAGUGAAGUGGGAAACUUUGUUCUGCACUUAAUAGUUAUCAAUGUUGACUGAAUCACCCCAGCAUGCCCUAUGUGAUCAAAUUAUUUAAUUCUUCUGUUUCCCGUUUCUGUGGUGAAUAAAUGGUCAUCAUGCAGUGUAGCACCAGAAUCAAUAUGCACUCAGCAUACAAGUUGUUCACCUGCUUAAGCAGAGUUGCUCCUCAUACUUUUUGAAUAAACUGUCUGAGUAGACCAGGCUUUACACAGCUAUACUGUGUCUUGCACCAUAACUAAAGAACAAAAGAGUUACAGGAGACAUUUUACACGGCAGAGAAUCCGUGUGUGUGCUACUGAAUGACCUGCUGAAUGUAAAGUUGCUUCUGGAUUUAGAUAUCCAUGAAGCAUUGCAUGAAAACAAAAUUUUGUUUUGCAAACUUAAUAUUUUAAUUGCUUUCAACACUGAAACAGAUUUGUCUUGGAGUAGCAGUUUUAGUGAGUCUUGAGAGGUGGUUAGGUCUGAGUUAAUUUUCAAGUAGGUCGUGAGAAAUCUUUAAGUCAGGGUGAAGUAUCUCUGUUCUGAGCAUUAGUGGGAACCUGUCACUGUCAGCCAAUACCUUUUAAACUUAUUAACUAACACAUUAAAGGAGUUUAAUAUUUAAACUUUGAUUCUUGAACUUGCAGUAAAGAAGUGAUACCUUUCAGUAUCAAUUUAUUUUACAGCCUUGCGCUCAGCCUUCAUAACCUAAUUUCAGAGCUGAUGGCUUGAUUUGUUCUAAGUUUCAGGAGUUAUGCAUUUGUAAGAUUUUAGUCGUGUGUAACAGAUGUGAAUAAGUGGUCAGCAAACCAUAGCCAACUACAAUCCCUGGUAAUUCCUGGAUUAUCCAAAAACAUCAUGACAGCUGGAAUAUUUAUUUUGUUUACUCAGUUUAUAAUGAUGAACUUUGAAUGGAAUGCAUGCUUUAUUCAGGGCUUUAUAAGGCCACCAUGCCACUGGAAAAUUGCUGUUUGGGAAUAGGACUAACCUUUAAUUGUAGUCAUUAGGUCUUUCCAAGCUGUUAGGUGGCAAAUAGAUUGGCAGCUACUGACUAAUCUCUCUUGGGUAAUGGUGCUGACAUGGGGUUAAAUGGCAAUGGUGAACUUUUUGACUUCUUUUGGGAAGGGGGAAUAAUUGACAAACCCAAAACUUGGCUUGAAAUUUUAAAUACAAGUGGAUUGUGCAACAAAACUGUGUUAAGUUGGAAUCUUUCUUUAAAAAGAAAGCUGAAACAGUCAAUUUUGAGUUGGUGUUUGGAGAGAUUGUUGCUGAGCUAUUUGUAUGUUAGGUUAUGAAGCUUAAGGGAGGGGAAACUCUGUUUGAUGAUACUAGCAGCUAGUGCCUGCCCUGAUGCACUUUUUGUUCAAACCAUUGGAAAGGUACUGAUUUUUAAGAAUUCUUCAUGGGUAUUCUAAAGAAGGGAUGAGUUAUAAAUGUUCUUAGAGUUGUUUAUAUAUUACGGACUUCCUUGAUUGCUGGCGUAUGAUGCAAGGGGCAGGAGGAGAUGGUGAAAUCGGACUAGAUCUGAUUGUGUGCCAGAGUCAUUUACCACUCUGACUAAUCUUCACUGACUGACUGGCUUUCACUCCAUGUGCAAAUCUAAUCCAAAGCCAAAUGAAGAGUGCUGAAAAGUAGUUGCAAGCAAUUCUUAAACUGCAGUUACCCACAUAAAACAUGAUACUGUAUUAACACACCUUCCUGUGGCAUACCAUGACAUUGAGUACUGUGAUUACUUGACCUUUUUUUUUAAAGUUAUGCACUUUAGAUGGUGUGUGUGUGUGUUUGUUUGCAGUCAACCAAUCCAAGUCAGCCACUUUAUUUACAAUUUUGGAACAUGUAUCCAUGAGUUUUGUUGCAGAGCUGUGUCUCAAUCACUUAUGUAUCAUUCAUAAUUGUUUGUUUUCUUCACCAUACUCUCCUCUCACCCCCACCCCCACAAAAACCUGUAGAACUAUUUUGGAAAGUGAAAACAAAUGCAAGGGAAUUACUGUGUAAGAUUCACGCUAUGUGUCUUCUGAAUCAAUGAAUAGAAAUUGUAAUAUUUUAUAAUUUAUUUUUCAGUGCAUAAACAUUGCAGUGGGUCCUGAUGUCAGUUUACAGUGUCUGACACUGUGGUACUAGCAAUAUGAGCAUCACUGUGCACAGUGUCUGAAUUGGUUGUUGAAUGUUGACCAGAGGGUAUUGGUGAAGGACAAUUGAUGAAUGCCUUAGACUGUAGACAAUCUGUUCCUUUCUCAGGUUUGUCCUGCCCCCUGAAGGUGCUAACUCGAGGAGAUCUACAAACACUAACAGCUUUUAGGUGCUUCACCUAAAUAGCAAUUCUUCAAGUGUGAGGUCUAGACCAAUUGUAUCAGCAAGCUGAAGGACCCCUGGAGAACAUGGCAUUCAAGCCAAAUUCUGCCCUCAUCUCACUUGCAUGUGUGUACUUUGCAUCACAAGUCACUGGAGCAAGAAACUUAGGAUGGGUUUUAUUCCCAACCAGCCUCCACUCUUCCCAAUUCUGUAGCCUAGCUUCAGAAGCCCUCAGCUGCUUUCUGGCUGAGAUCCAGUAACUCCUCAUAGACUAAACCCUUCUGAUUACAUUUGGUUGUGUGCUGCACUGAGUGACACACAUAUAGAGGUCUCUGACAUUUUUCACAUAGCUUCACAACUCUGGAGCCUGGAGAAUCCAUUCAGCAUUCAUUACAUAAACACGAGUGAUAACUUGAAUGUUACCCUCCAUUAUCAUUUUCUUGCAAUACUACUCCUGAUCUGAGCCAUUGGAUGGGCAGAUCUCUGAUGGACACCGCAAAGAUGGAGAAACGAAAGACUCACUGCCAUGAAGGAGAUUUCCUGGGAGAAGUGGGAUGGGAGUGAAAAUGAAAUGAUCUAAGCUUGAAAGCUCCGCUGCAGGGAAAACAAAUGAUUUCUGAGAGUUCUUUAUUAUUGUUUCAGUUUUCACAACAAAAGCAGAAAACCAGGCCAAAUGUGAAUUUGUCUGUGUUGAAGUUAAGUGCAGAAUGAUCUGUCCACAGUUUUCGGCAUUUAAGUCAUUCUUGUCCAGGUGAGGAGGGGUAAAAGCCGUAGUGGGUUUAGGUAUAGAGUACGUUGUCUAAAUUUCAAAAUCAGAAGCUCUGUGGAGACAUUGUGAAAAUGAAAGAUAUGGUGAGGGAGGAAGAAGCCAUUUGCACAGCACUUUCUAUCAAUCAUUGUACUAGAUCGUUUAACUUAAAUUCAAAACUGUAUAUUUCUGUAUAUAUUAGAUAACAAGUAGCUAAUGCACUGGAUGCAUCUUUGAGAGAAAUCUAUUUAUCCCAUCUGCUCACUGCUAUUAAGAGAAAAAGGACUGAUUUUUAUCAGAUAUGAAAUUAUAUCUCUUCUGUGGUUGUAUUGGAUUCUUUAAACAUUGUAAUUGUAGGAAGCUCUGCAUGAAUGUGAUUUAUCAAUUAGAGCUCCUAAAGCACCACUGAAACUCCAUUUUGAACUUUGUGUUACAAUUUAAUGAUGUAAAAAAAAAUUAAUGAUGUAAAUUUCUAAAUAAUGUAAAAGGAUAAAUGUUGUAAUUAAAGAAUAUGUUUUUAA
Messenger RNA from Stegostoma tigrinum, 10453 nucleotides. RefSeq names its product protein tyrosine phosphatase receptor type Ja (gene ptprja). The record is from RefSeq and is a predicted model, not a curated record. NCBI's taxonomy places the organism in Eukaryota, Metazoa, Chordata, Chondrichthyes, Orectolobiformes, Stegostomatidae. The transcript has 32 exons. Gene Ontology annotation, molecular function: cadherin binding; protein tyrosine phosphatase activity. Gene Ontology annotation, biological process: protein dephosphorylation; angiogenesis. The coding region runs from base 228 to 6203 and encodes 1991 amino acids.